AUGUUCAUUGCCUACAUAUUGUAUCAAUUUAGAAUAGGCGGGGUAUCAGUUGUUCUUCAUUCGAUUCAUCAAGAACAAAUCGUCUUUUUCCAAAAUGGUCUAUCUCCAACCGCAUCAUUUCUCUCAAGAGUAGAGGCAGAUAUCAUAUUGUCCAAGAAAGAUUUAUCUAUAGUGUACAUUGUCGACUCUAUCAAAAACAUAAUUCAAACAUUUGCGCCAACUAUCUUUGUAUCAUCACCAAACCCAGAUAUAUAUAAAAAUGAAACAAAGCAAGAUACAAAGACAUUGUGGAUGCCCAUUUGGAAGUUAAAAGAACUUGUGAUGUGCCGAAAUAUCUCAUUUCAAGACAUUAAAGAUGACAAGUUACAAACCCUUUACGACCUGUGGGGCGGAAUUCCAAGACAAUGUUUGGCCAAUUGUGACGAAGAUAAUACGAAUAUCCUCGAAUAA
This is a messenger RNA of Cavenderia fasciculata, 450 nucleotides long. RefSeq lists its product as uncharacterized. Lineage: Eukaryota; Evosea; Eumycetozoa; Acytosteliales; Cavenderiaceae. The transcript has 2 exons. The record is from RefSeq and is a predicted model, not a curated record. Bases 1 to 450 code for a protein of 149 amino acids.